Molecule: messenger RNA, 1470 nt
Organism: Saccharomyces cerevisiae S288C
Lineage: Eukaryota; Fungi; Ascomycota; Saccharomycetes; Saccharomycetales; Saccharomycetaceae
Gene: BSC5
Product: Bsc5p
Exons: 1
Coding region: 1-1470 (489 amino acids)
Source: RefSeq, marked reviewed
AUGCAAGAAUCAAAAGAACCACAAAAUAAAUUUGAAGGUUGUCAAAGAAUAUCUUCAUCUUCAUCCACACUCUUUGGAGGAACCUCCUUCGAGGAACCGAGAUGUGGAACAUCCCAAGGAAAGGAAGAAGACGCUUUCGCAUGCAAUAAUGGAGAUCACUGCUCGAGCAUAACGAAUGUUCAGGAAGAUGACUUUGUCCUUCCAGAACUAUUGCCGUCAUUCGAAAUGUAUGAAAAUUUGCUCAGCAAUAUACCUCAAUCUAGUUUCGAUACAUACUUUCCGGAGAAUCCACCUUUUUAUGAGGUUGCUUCCCGAAAUCAGAGUAUUCCUUCGGAAGGUGAGUCUGGGAAUGAUAUGCGGAUUCUUACCGGUGAUAUCGUUGGCCCAGAUAAUCAUGAAGUGACUGUUGAUGGCCGCCGGUUUGCUUCCGGCCCUGCUGAGUCUCAAAUUCGUAAUUAUGAUGAUACUAAAGGUAUCCCAGUUGAGAAUAUAUACGCAUUGCCUAGGAUUAAAACCCCCAUAGCGACUGAAUUGUACGUCACAAAGACGGCUCCAAAAUUUGGACAGCUUCCUAAACACGAGAGCAUGCUAAGGGAAUACACCUCUGGGGAUAUAAUUCACGGUUAUUUCACUGUAGAAAACAAAUCAACCAAACCUAUAAAAUUCGAUAUGUUUUAUUUAACUUUGGAAGGUACGACAAGUUCAAAAACACAGUCACCCUUUGGAAUCCAAAAAACGACAGAAAGAAUUUUGAGAAUGGUAGAUAUGGCAGCGAGUUGGUCAUAUAAUCAUGAAGACGUGAACACGGGGGAAGACCUUUGUGGAUUUUUUGACUCCAUUGAUAAAACAAGCUUUGGAUUACCGAAUAGCAGGAUACUAAAUCCAGGUGAUAAACGUAAGAAAUUUUUCACUUUUAAAAUUCCGAACCAGUUAUUAGACGUAACCUGUAAGCACGGUCACUUCUCUCACUCUCUUUUGCCCCCUACAUUAGGGUUUGAUAGACCAUCGAGUUCUCAUCCAGAGCUUUCUACUCUAAAAUUUUCGGAGAGUUUAGGUUAUGGUCGUUUGUCAGAAAGAGGUUCCUCACUAUGGUUAAACGACAGUUCUAGUGGCAGCUUAAUAAAUUACUCAAUAAAUGCUAUGAUAGUAGGCAAAGACGUAGCUUCUGGGCGUGUUUGUUUAAUGAGUGAAAAAAAGUAUAGCAUAAGGAUAGUUCCAUUUGGCUUUCAAAACAAUCCAAUUAGUAGGGAGAAGUGCCUCAAAGACUUAGAGGAUUUCGAUAUUGAAAUUGCAAACAGGCUUGGAAUGAUCGAAAAAGUCUUUUCUAAAAUAGAGCGAGCGAUUCCCAUUCAUAAGGAGGACAUACAGGAGGCGAAUCGCUCUGAUCAACUAUCACCCCUAAGAGGUAAGUAUGAAUGGAACGCGGUAGCUGGAAAUACUGAAAACGGAACACUUAAAAAGAAACACUAG